AUGACUACGAUGGAUUGUUCAACAAUAAAUAAUGAAACAUUAGCUCAUCUUGUUAUUAUAAAUCAAAUGACCGCAACAACCGGAUGUACACAUGAACAAGCUAAACAAUUAUUAAUUUCAACUGACUAUAGACUAGAGGCAGCAAUUAAUUUAUUCUUCGAUGAACGAACAAUGCCAAUUCCUUGUUGCAAAUUUUCAGAAUUAAUGACACCUGCAAAUACUCCAGCAACACCACCAAAUUUUCCUGAAACUCUUCUUUCAUUAAAUAAAUUAACAACAUUAUCAGCAACACCACCAUCAUCAACAACAAUUGUAUCAAAUGAUAAUCAAAUUUCUUCAACAACAACAACAACAACAACAAAUCAUUCACUAUCAUCAUCACCAAUGAAUAUGACAAUGAUGAUGAUGGAUGGAACUGCUUAA
Molecule: messenger RNA, 423 nt
Organism: Rotaria sp. Silwood1
Lineage: Eukaryota; Metazoa; Rotifera; Eurotatoria; Philodinida; Philodinidae
Source: the annotation of a GenBank genome assembly